Messenger RNA from Ctenocephalides felis (cat flea), 2812 nucleotides. Its product is annotated as chondroitin sulfate synthase 1-like. The record is from RefSeq and is a predicted model, not a curated record. Lineage: Eukaryota; Metazoa; Arthropoda; Insecta; Siphonaptera; Pulicidae. Gene Ontology annotation, molecular function: glucuronosyl-N-acetylgalactosaminyl-proteoglycan 4-beta-N-acetylgalactosaminyltransferase activity. Gene Ontology annotation, cellular component: Golgi cisterna membrane.
CCGGCAAACGGUAAACAUCGAAUUCACGUCACUCUCGUUCAAUUUACACAAAUUUAAACACCAAAACGUAUUCUAAUUGUGCAAAACUAAAUUCUAUUAUCCAUUUUACAUUUUAAUAAUAACAAGUGUAUUCAGUGUUUGUGUAUAGUGUACAUAAUAGUAUAAUUGCAUUAUCCAUCUCUCCAAGGACUCGUUUCUUGCCAUGUUAGAAGAAGAGACUUUUUCCACGUCCCUAUAAAACUUCACCAGCCACAACCAUGACUAGAAACAAACUUAGCCAAAGAACCUGGUCAACAAAACCUGGUCUCACCAUGCUGAAGUCCCUGACACCACAACCGUCUUAUUCCUUUGAUCAAAACAAAUCUGAGCAAAAAAAUUCAACUUCGUUAUGAUGGCUCGCAAAAAACGUGGCCUGCACCUCAUCUGCGGCCUGAUCCUGGGCCUGAUCCUAGGCCUGGCUAUUCAGAGACACGUCAGGAGCUGCUGGUACUCCUUGGACGAACGAAGGACGACCAGAGGAUUACUUAGUCAAAAUGAUCCUUUGACAGUCAUUGGUUUGAAGGAAGUCAACGGAUCGGUGAAGGAUGAGCUGCUUUUUGUGGGCGUUAUGACGACCAAAGAAUAUUUGGGGGAUCGUGCUCCGGCAGUUUGGGAAACCUGGGGUUCUCGUGUUCCAGGACGUCUAGCAUUUUUCAGCUCCGAAGGAUCAGAGUUGCCUUCAACAGUAGACCAAAGGAUACCUUUGGUCAGUCUUCAGGAGGUCGACGACACUUAUCCUCCGCAGAAAAAGUCUUUCGAAAUGUUGACUUAUAUGUACGAACAUUAUCUGGACAGAUUCGAGUGGUUUUUGAGAGCCGAUGAUGAUGUCUAUGUUAGGACGGAGAAGCUGGAAGUCCUUAGGUCGGUGGAUAGCAGGAAGACACAAUUUAUAGGUCAGGCCGGCCGAGGCACCCAGUCGGAGCUCGGUCGCCUCGCUCUCAACUCGGACGAGAACUUCUGCAUGGGGGGCCCCGGCGUCCUUAUGUCGAGAGAGACUCUGCGCAGAGUGGGGCCCCAUGCCAGGGAAUGCCUCAACGAGAUGUACAGCACGCACGAGGACGUCGAAUUGGGAAGGUGCGUUCGGAGGUUCGCGGGGGUGCCGUGCACUUGGAGCUACGAGAUGCAGUCGAUUUUACAUCACAAUUCCAGCGGAGUUAAGGCCUUUAGUGGAAAUUUAAAGACAAGGGAAGUCCACAAGGCGAUAUCCUUGCACCCUGUAAAGAAACCGCCCCUGAUGUAUAGGCUGCAUGCUUACAUCCUCAGUCUGGACAUUCAGCACGAGCAACAAAAAAGAAUCGAUCUGCACAGGGACCUUGCAAAAAUGUCCUUGUCUGUUCAGAGUUACCGAGAUAAACAGCAGACACAUCCUGAAUGGAACGUUUUAGGUGCGGAAUCAAGCUUGAACCGAUACUACCCGAGACGAGUCGAAGACGUCAUCAGCUGGGAAUUCAUGUCAAAAUCCUUGUUUUCCCAUACACAUUCGAAUCCUAAACGCAGAAUGGAGGCCAAUAUUCGAGAAGGACUCAACGACGUUGUCCGAGAGGUGAUGGAGAACAUAAACACUUACUCGAGACAGCGCGGCAGGAUAAUUGAAUUUCGCGAACUUUUAUACGGCUACCAGAGACUGGAUCCUCUUCAUGGACAUGACAUGAUUUUAGAUUUAUUGCUCGUAUAUAAAAAGUAUCGAGGGAAAAAGAUGACGGUGCCUGUCAGGAGACAUGCUUAUAUACAGAGGACAUUUGCAGAAUUGGAAAUCCGAGAAACCUACACGGACAGCAUAAAAUUGAACUCUUACAUCGACUUCCCCAUGAUGACUGGAGAGUACGAAAUGGAAUCUUUCUACAAUUCAGGAAACCUGGCAAUAACAUCAUCCCAGAACAAUUUAUCAUCAGAACUGCCAAAUCGUGAUGUGGUCAGCUCCAAAGUCUAUUCAUCAUUCGAAGACGAAACAAUACACUUCAUCCUGCCCUUGAGUGGAAGGUUUGAUACAUUUCAAAGGUUCAUGAGUGUUUACGAGGAUGUAUGUUUGAAGAACAAAGCCAACGUGGCUUUGUAUGUGAGUUUGUUUAAGAACAAAGAUUUCAAUGAAGACUUCGAUAAGUCGAUUGACUUGGUCCAAAAGUAUUUAGUGAAGUACAGAAGUGCUAAAAUUCAAGUGAUACCAGUUGUCGAUAUUGAAUUUGCUCGAGCUUAUGCUCUGCAGUUGGGAGUCGAUAAAUGUGUAAAUGAUUGUUUGUUGUUGUUUAUAGAUGUAGAUAUGAUUUUUAACACACGUGCCUUGUGGAACGUUAGGAUGAACACUAUAAAAAACAAACAGUACUAUUUCCCCAUAGUUUUCAGUGAAUACAACCCUCUAAUCGUCUACGAUCCCGAUUACGCAACCGAGAACUCCCAAACGAUUCCAAAAGACUACUUUUGCGUCACCGAACAAGCUGGAUAUUUCAGACAAUUCGGUUACGGUAUAGUAAGUCUAUACAAAAGUGAUUUACUUACCAUAAGUGGCCUAAAUUCCAACAUUAAAGGUUGGGGUUUAGAGGACGUUCAGAUGUUCGACAAGUGUGUUUCCUCGAAUUUGAGCAUCUUUCGAAGUGCCGAUUCGAAUUUCGUGCAUGCCUAUCAUACUGUUCUAUGUGAUAAUAGUUUAGAUUUAGUGCAGUAUAAAAUGUGCCAGGGUACCAAAAGUAAUACUUAUGCGAAUUAUGAACAAUUAGUCAUGUAUAUUAGGAGGCAUCCCAAUGUUAUUAAGUUUGAUCAUAAUAAAUCGGAUAGUUGA